UUUGUAUGGGAAAUGAUAUGGGGGGAAAUGAUUUUAUUUUACAUUUUACGACAAGGUUUUGGAACAGCAAUUUCUCUUACAUGUAAUGCGCAUGCGUUUGUCACGUGAUUUUGCCAUUUUUCAGACUUCCAGGAAAAGUGUUGCAGGUCGUUUAUGUCAUAUUUUCUGAGUAAAAUCGUUUAGACGGAAUCACGUUAGUCAUCAACGUUGGAAAACCGUUGUCUGAGUGACGACAACAGCAGUCUGAAGUUUUGGUAAGUUUCUAAUAAGCUACUGUGUGUCGUUGUGGCGUCUGAUGUAGAGUAAAUGUACUGUGUUUGUAAAUUUGCCUUGACGCAUCUCUUUGAUUACUUAGUAGCUUGCCGAACUUGCAGUAGAAGGAACGAAAAGCGUGUCUUUGUGCCUCGAAUAGUUUUGUGAAAUUAUAUAUAGUCAAAAGUGUUGUGUGUUGUGUAUUUGAGUAAUUAAUCGACACUCUUGAUUAAUGUUACAAUGAUCGUAGUUUUGAAGAGAUCGUGUUGAUAUGGGAACAAGACACUUUCUGUAACGUUUAGAUAAGCAAUACAAAUAUUUUGGACACAUAUUUUCGUACUUUGUAUUUGGCAUUUUCAGUGUAUACAUCUGUUGAUAUACAAAAGAGAGGCCAUCGUGCCGCUAUGAAGAUUCUGGUUUGGCUGAAGCGGACUGUAAUUCAAUGUCCCUGUGGACUAAAGCACAGCAGCUACAAGGCGAUGCACUUCAACAAGUCCGUGCAGUCUAUGGGGAGCAUUUCCCUAUUGAAGUUAGGCAUUUCUUGGCAGCAUGGAUUGAGGAGAAAAUGUGGACUGACAUAGAUCCAGAAAAUCCUCAACAUGAGCAGUAUGUUGCUGGUUUAGUGACUUCUCUUAUUCAGGAAUUGGAAACAAAAGCUCAAACCAUGACGACAGAAGAUCUUUUCCUCACAAAACUCAAACUAAUGGAAGCUGCCAAUAUGUUUAGGCAAAGAUAUGUGCACAAUCCCCUCAACCUCUUCCGAAUAAUUCGCCACUGUCUUAACACGGAAAUGAAGCUGGUUCAACAAGUGGAAAAUGUAGCACUAGGUCAUGGUAUGGGCCAAGGGUUAUCACUAGUUCCAGACUCAAGCGCAGAAAUUGCACAACAAUUAGAUUUUUUACGCAGACGCACACAGGAAACUGGUGAAGACCUUCGCAAAAUGGAACAAGAACAGGAAUCAUUUGCUUUGCAGUAUCAUGAAUGCACCAAACUAAAUGCUCAUUUACAACAUUUGCAGACUCAAGGUCAGACUCAACCUCCAAGCCAACAGAACAUCGAAGUUGAAAAGAAAUUACGACGUCAGAAAGAAAUGCUGGAACAGAUGUUGAAUCAGAAGGUUGCAAAUUUGAUGCAGUUACGGCUGACAUUAGCAGAUAAACUGAAAGAUACUCUCUCUCAUCUGAAUGGCUUACAAUCUCGAGUUUUGGAUGAUGAACUGAUCAGAUGGAAACGUGAACAACAACUUCAAGGAAAUGGGGCUCAAUUCAACAAUAAUUUGGACACCAUACAAGAAUGGUGUGAGACACUGGCUGAGAUUAUUUGGCUGAAUCGUCAACAGAUCAAGGAAGCAGAAAGAUUGAAAGUGAAGUUGAAUUUAGAUCCACCUGGUGUUGUUGAUAUGUUACCAAAUCUAAAUAGCAAAAUAACACAGUUGUUAUCUUCACUUGUGACGAGUACUUUCAUAAUUGAGAAACAACCACCGCAGGUGAUGAAAACAAACACUAGAUUCACAUCUACUGUACGUCUUUUGGUGGGUGGCAAGUUGAAUGUACAUAUGACACCUCCACAGGUCAAAGUUACUAUAAUAAGUGAAGCACAAGCUAAUGCACUUCUCAAGAAUGACAAGAUGGCAAAAAGUGAAGCUAGUGGAGAUAUCCUCAACAAUACUGGAACAAUGGAAUAUCACCAAGCUACAAGGCAACUAUCUGUCAGUUUCAGGAACAUGCAGUUAAAGAAGAUAAAGCGUGCUGAAAAGAAGGGAACUGAAUCGGUUAUGGAUGAGAAAUUCUCCCUUCUUUUUCAGUCACAAUUUUCAGUUGGCGGUGGCGAGCUUGUUUUCCAGGUUUGGACUCUGUCUCUUCCUGUUGUUGUCAUUGUUCAUGGAAAUCAGGAACCACAUGCUUGGGCUACUGUUACUUGGGACAAUGCAUUUGCUGAACCAGGAAGAAUUCCCUUCGCUGUUCCUGAUAAAGUAGCAUGGCUACAAGUGGCUGAUGCUUUAAAUAUGAAGUUCAAGGCAGCCACAGGCCGUUCACUUACUGAAGAAAAUUUGAGGUUUUUAGCUGAGAAGGCUUUCAGGACUCAAGUAAAUGACUACAGUGGAAUGAUGUUGAGUUGGUCCCAAUUUUGCAAGGAGCCCCUCCCAGAGCGCAAUUUUACUUUCUGGGAAUGGUUUUAUGCAGUAAUGAAGUUGACCCGCGAACACCUCCGUGGACCUUGGAAUGAUGGAUACAUUUUAGGUUUUGUUCGCAAAAAGCAAGCAGAAGAAAUGUUAUCUGCAUGUGCCAAUGGUACUUUCCUUCUGAGAUUUUCAGAUUCUGAAUUAGGAGGUGUAACAAUUGCAUGGGUGGGUGAACAAACGGAGGUAUUCAUGUUGCAGCCAUUCACCAGCAAAGAUUUUGCAAUUCGUAGUCUAGCUGAUAGAAUCUCUGAUUUACAACAUCUUGUUUACUUAUAUCCAGAAAUUCCAAAAGAUCAAGCAUUUGGAAAGUACUACACUCCUUUUAAUGAUAAUCAGCCAACUUCUGUGAAUGGCUAUGUGAAGCCACUUCUAGUGACACAUGUGCCAGGUUGGAGUGGACCUGGUUCCAUGAGUUAUCCCAACACUCCUCAGAUGUACCCCCAUUCUCCUGACCCUAGUGUCACAAGAGACACUCCAUCAGUUGCAAGUGCUGUUAGUGAUUCUGUCAGUAGCUACCAGGGGGCCCCUGGCGGUGUAGACAUGGACUACGAACUACCAAGUGUGGAUAUUUCUGAUGAUGGCAACUUCGACUUGACAGGCUUCAAUUUCUCGGAUCUCAUACAACAAUACAGGCCCUGAAGAUGCCCAAGGUAUGAAGACAAUGAAUGAAGAAUAAGUUUGUACUUCAUUCUUUACCACAUCUUGAUACUGUGUUCUAUAGGAAGGAUAGUCAUCCUUUUAUCAUAGGUCCAACACAGAUACAGUGAAACCCAUUUACAGUGUUCUAGAAUAAUUGUGGUUUUCUGAAUAUUGUGCCAUCUCAUUUCAGUAUCCACAUAUUUAUUUUUGUUCUUUUUUCAUUAUUUUAUAGUGGUUUAUCCACAUGCAUGUUGAAAAUGUUGCAAAUCUAUUUAAGAAUGAGAAGAUUCAAGUUAACGUGACACUUGCAUUUGCAUGUGACUACUUUCUGCACUGUCAUCUUUACAAAUCUUUUUGUUCAAAGGUAUACCAACUGAUUUUUAAAUCUUCAAAGUAUAAAUGUUUUGUUAUUCAGGGCAUUAAUCAGUUAUCUUUUUGAACAUCUUGUACUAUGCAUUUCAGAUUUUCAAGUUGAGUAUCUGCAUGAUACUUAAGUACUGAGAGUGAAUAUUCAUUAUAAUCCGUUCAAGGAAGUAUCAUGGUAGACAUUGCCAGUUUGGGAACUGUUUGGUAUUCAAUGUUAAAAGAGAUUCUGUUCUUUUCUAAACUAUCCUAUCUGUCUACCAACCGAUGUGCUUUGUUAUUGUGCAAAGGAAAGUUAAAGAAAAUUAUGAUUUAGAUGAAUACCUUUCGUACAUUAACUUUGUAAAACUAUAUAUAUAUAUAUAUAUAUAUAAACACUAUAAAGGGGUGUCACUGUAUUGCCUGAGGUCAUACAUUGUCAAAGAAUAGACAGUAUUGCAGCAAAUUUUGUUGGGUCUUGACAGUGUAUUUCAUUAAUUUUCUUGCUGCAAGAAUGUUGAUUAGUGCCAUUGUGAAGAAACAAAUAGUUAAGUUUUUAUAUUCUUCAAAGAUAACGCUUGUAAUUUUAUAGUCUUACCCUUAAUUUUCUAAAAUAUUUCAUGCGUAUUGUUUCGAUUUAAUUUUGUAGAAAACACUGCAAUGAUCUUUUAGUUUACGAUGCUAAAAAUUGUUAAAUGAAAUUAGGGGUUUAAGGCAAAUGGUUACUGUGAUUUAGCUUUUUGUAGAUUGUCAUUAAUAUAGUGUAUUUAAAUUGAAAAAUCUAUCUUUACCACAGAUUAUUUCUAUUUCUAAAAAAUGAAGGAAAUUUUGUCAGUUUACAGAAUUUUAUAGGAUUGACAGCUCUAUGCUGAAACUAAUUUACUUUUUUGUAUUUUAUAUAUUGUACCCUGAUACUUCAGGAUUUUAGUACAAAUUCAGUACAAAUAAUGUAAUUGGCAGUAAUUAUGUAUAGAAUUGCUUUUUUUUUUUUAAUUUCAACUUAAAAUAAUGUGUGUACAUAUUAAAACAAAGAAUAGUUAAUACUGACAAAGCAGUAUGAAUAUAAUUAUUGUAGUGUGGAAGUAGUCUACUUACUUGAUCAGUAGCUUCCAUGAAGAGUAAAUAAUAAGUGAUGUUUGUGGAAUUUAAAAAAUACAUAUACUUAUUUUAUAUUUAUAUAAGGGUGAUUCUUAUUGAAAAUGUCCAAAAUUUCCAAUUCAUUCCAAUCAGAUUAAAAAUAAGAGAACUUAUAAAUAAGGAUAUAAAAGUGUGUGCCCAGUAUUCUUUCUUUAAUCAGAGAUCAUUCAUUGUCAAUAUCAAAUUUGGUUCAGUAAUUAUGACCAUAUGGUGCAGCAAGAGAAAAUUAUUAUUUAAAGCUUAUGCAAUUGUUCGUCUAUUUAACACUUUUAUAAAUUCAUAAAACAAUAAUAUAUAAUAAUAAUAUGUGAAUUACAUGCAAUAGAAAAGUAUGAAUUACUUUCUUGGAGAAUCAAGGGACACUCAGAGUUACUUGAUUUUAUUGUCAAAGUCAAGCUUAUUUUUUAAGUGUUAAUGAAAGAAAAAAGUUGCAGAAAUCCUUGUAACUGCUGAAUAAAUCCUUCACAUUAAUGAGUACAUGGGUAUAACUUUUAAAACUGGAUGUCAUUCCUUUUGCUUGUCAUUUCCAAAGAUGACCAAAUUGAUAAAAAUUCAAUCUUAUACGGUCUGAAUCGCAUGAUUGUGUUAUAUAAUUUGUUUUUGUUUCACUGCUACACGGUAAAGAGCAGAGAUACAUUUCAGAAAACAUUACAACAAUUUGGGUCAGUAUGUGUAAGCAAAGUGAAUUGAGAAUCCUAUCCCAAACCCAAAGCAAUGUUUUUACCAAAUAAAGUAUAAUUGACUACAUUAAAUUUAUAAUUAAAGACUAAAAAUAUUGGCUGCAUACAUGUUUUUGUUUACUUUUACUUUUAAAUAAGUAUGUUGUCUUAUCUUUAACCUAAUUGGAAAGAGGUAUGAACAUUUUGUCCAGUUUUAAUAAGAAUGACCUAUAAUUGUUUUUUUCUCUUACGUACUUUAUUAUCAUCUAUGUAUACUAUAUUAUAUAAAAAAUUGUCAUUGGAUUAUAAAGUUAUGUAAUAAUGUUUUGUCUGCUGUAGUCAGAAUGGGAAAAUUACUGGGAUGCACGAAAAUACUGGUUUGCAACCUUAAUAAUAUUGUAGCCCAAUGAAAUAUUUUUUUUUUAUAAGACAAGGACUCUGUUGUGAUAAAUUUAGGACUAAACUUCUCUUCAAUUUUUUUGAAGAUUUUUAUUUUAAGCUAAAGAAUUAGAAUUCAUAUUGAAUUGAGGCAUCAUGGAAAAUACUAAAACCCUCUUAUAAUAGGGAGCAUAUUCUAUGAAAAAUUAGAAAAUUUGCAAACAUUUAAAACCAAAUAAACAAAAUAUUACUAUUAUUCCAAGGAAUUAUCUGAAUUUGACAGUAAAUUUUAGAAGUUAAGACACUGCAGAGAGGAAAAACCUUACAACUAUAUUAGUGAAAUAUCAGUACAUCAAAAAAUCCAUUUAACAAAAUUAUUUCCAGAUUCCUCCUAUGGUUUAUUUGUUAAAUGAAAUUAUUUUAAUGAAAUUUAAAGUUUUAGUAUAAUGAGUGUUAUGGAUAUAGUAUAAUUUUGUUUAAAGAAUUAAUGUCAUUCAUUACAACAAAAUUAUACUAUAACAAACUCAUUACAAAGAUCUCCAUAGUUUCAUUAUAUCUGUGAUGUAUUAUUGAGUAUAUGUAUUUUAUGUGGAGAGCUCAGAAAAAAAUUAUUCAUUAUAAUUUGAAGCUUUUCAUUCUAUUAAAAGAAGUCUGCACAAUUUGCAAAAAAAUAUUGGUAUUUUUAAAAAUAAUCUGAUAAAUAUUUUGUCGUAAGUUUCUGGAAAACUAAAAUCUUGUAACAUGCAGUAGUUUCUUUGUGACUGCAGAAUUCAAUUAACAUCCAAGCCCUUUGGUGCAUUUUGAGUAAGAUUUUCUUAUCUUUUCAGUUUAAAAUAUUGUAUUGUGAAAAUACUUAAUGCUGUGUUGCAGAAAAAAUGUAUGGCCUGGCAUAUUUGUCGCCAAAUCAUGGUAUUUUUAUUUUAGAGCUUCCAAAUGAGUAUGGCCAUUUUUCUGUUGCCAGUCUCUAUCUGGCACCAUCCUUAGCAGUGAUGUAAAUUAUAAACUGACAGAAAAGAAACGUUGGGGAGGGGGUGCAAAAAUGAAUUUUCCAUGAACCUAUUUCUGGAGUCAUGUUCUGAAAAUCCGGGCAGAAAAUUUGACAUUUUCUCCAAGUGCCUGGUGACAGUAUUGAUGGCACUUGUUACAAUGGCACCUUUACUUUGAAGACAGAUUUAGGAAACAAAUAUUUUGUACUAAUGAAAUGGAGCAUCAUAGGUAUUCUUGGUUUUAACUUUUUUCUCCCUUAUUUGGAAUAGUUAACUCAUUCUCAUUCCAAAAUAAUUUACAACAUAAGGCCAACAGAAUUUAUAAAACAUUAACUCUCAGUUCAUUACCAUAUUUAUGACAAUAGAAGCCAAUUUCAAUGGAAAACUACCUCCCUUAUUUUCAGAGGCAUCCUGAGAGUUGAUUUAUUUCUCUCCUCUCUUUCUCCCUGUGUGUAUGUGGGAGGGGGCGGUCGUGGAUGUGUUUAUUAUUUAAAUCUUACGAUUCAGUCGUAAUAAAAUUGUACUCUGAAAGUCUUUUUGCGUGUGCUAUCUCUGUUUACUUAUCACGUUUGUUAGUUUGCCGGCAAAGUCGUACAAAAAUACCAAAUACAUACAUCGUUUUAUUUCUCGAGUGGUGGAGUUUUGAACUCUUAUAUCCUCCUAUCCCAACAAAAUCGCUGCCGAUUUGCGUCCCUUGUUUUGCGUUUCGCGUACCAUUCGAGAUUUACUUUGUCGGCCCUCUCAAAAAUACAGGUUUAUCUCGCUUUGCACGUUAUGAGUGCCAAGAAAAUUUCCGUAAUUAUCAUUAGGUAUUAUACAGAAAGACAUUGAAAGGUAUGUAACAUUUUUGCAUUGGAAUGCAGCUUAAAGUAUUUGAUAGAAAGGGAAACCAGUUAUCGUCAGUCUGACUUUUCGAUAUGUAAAAUAAGAUAAUAAUGUGCAACAUUUUUGGCCGAAUUUUCAGUGACGAAAUUUUCCACUGAAUUUCCUAACGAAACACUAAUGUUAUUCUCUAGUGCUUCAUUGUACCUGGUUCCAUCCGUUUCUUUAUAAGUUCAGUGUUUGAGAAAUUAAGUGCUACUGAAAUGUGCGUCAAAUGUUUGCGAAUAAUGCUCGCUGCCCAACUUUUACCCAACUUGCAUUCGAAUGUAGCCUUGCUUGUUGCGUCCUGCGAAAAGGUCUGCUUUGCACAAUUGCGGAGAAAACGGGCGAAUAGACAGGACAGCUUUUGGUAUGAUUUAUGGAACACUGGCUGCAUUCGCAACUAAAGAAUUGUUUUCGACGUUCUGUUUCCGUGUCUGUUAGAACGAAAUUGACCUUUACGCACGUUUUAGGAAGUAGAUAGGGUUUGUUAUCGCCUUUGCGGCAUAUUGGUACGUGAGAAUUCGAGUUUUGCUACAUCGAAAGGUAAAUUAAAAUUACUGAUUCCAGCGGACGUGGCCUACUUUCAAAUUUCUCACCCCGUGUUUCUCGAAUGAGCAGAAAAAACUCGCCUUGUAUUUCAAUAAAUAUGAUAAUUGACAAAGUUCUAGCAAAUAAAUUAAAAAUGUUACGAAACCCAACGGAAUUAGAAUACAACGAAGGAAAACAUGAUCUGUAAUGAAAUUAUUGUACAGUAUUCGCGAAGCAGUUUCGUCAUUUAAUUAGGUGCAUUUUUGGAAAUUGUUUUAAUCACAUAUGAUCAUGUAAUAAUACUCACAUGCCUGUGAAUAAUAAUUUCCUUAUUACUUCUCUUCUGAGGAGUCAGGAGUUUUUGUUACAUGUAUUUAUAUAGUACAAUAACAAGUAUUGCAGUGUAGAAGUAUUUGAAAUUUUCAUGGUGCCUACAUAAAAAUUAUUAGUAUUAGAAAGAUGAGAAUUUGGGAGAUGGGGGGAGCCUUACUAUUGCAAGAACUUUACAGUUCAAAAUUUUGGCCGUGAGAUGAUUAAAUCAAUAGUGAUCACAUCUUUUUGUGAAGUAAGAACCUGAAUAAGUUUUAAAAGUUGUUUUAAAUGGAAACUUUUUCAUUUAUUUUUAGCAGUAGACAGUUUAUAAUUACUUCAUAAACCAAUAGUUAACUGUGUAUUCUUUUAAGAAGGGCAGUUGCUUCUUCAUCCUUUCUAGCAAAAUAAAGAACUAAUGUGUAAGGGACUUAAUUAAAUAAUUUAUCAACUCAGAUCUGUAUGAAUUUGUUGUACCUUUUGAGAGAAUAGUGUGACUAUUUUUGCUUAUUAUUUAUUAAUGUAUUGGUUUACUUAUGCCAAGGAGUAUCAUAUAUCUUUAUGCUCUAUGAUGUAUGGAAAUUACAAUUAUGACUCUUUGAAAAAUUAAAUCUUAAUCUGAAACAGAAAUGUCAACUAAACCAAAAACUUUGUAAGGUGGACAUUACAUAUCUAAAACAUGAGAAAAAGUUGAUCUACUUUGUAAUUAACGUUCCAUCUUUGUAUUUUGCACUGAAGUUUUUGUCUGUGUUUGUGUAAGGGAGUGGUGUCAAUAACCUUUCAUUUUGUUUGUUAUAUAAAGAGGAAGCAUUUUAAUCUUUGACAAUUUUUCUGCAAUUACUAGAGUAUAUUUUGAGGAUUUAUUCAUCACAAAUUAGAAGAUCAUUGUGAUGUCUCUCAAUGUAUUGUUGUGAGUUCAUGUGUAAAUACUGAAGAACAAUUAAGGGUGAGACUACUAUAAAUUUAAAAUUGAAGACUACCCUUAAAUUUGUGUCUUGAGAAUGUGGAUUUUGUAGAUUUGGAUUUAAUUUCAAGAAACAUGUCCUAAAUGAAAUUCAUUGUAAAAAUAAUAUAAGGUUUUCCUUCUAUAAUGUGAAGUGACACUUCAGAUACUUUCUUGAAGUAGCUUUGGAUGUGCAAUGUUGAACUACAUGUGCAAUGAUUUAAAAAUUGUUCUCGACAUUUGCAUAAAUGUCAAAGAAUUUUUUUAUUUUUUAUAUAUAUAUUUUUUUUUUGAAACUGCAACAAAUUCAGCACA
This is a messenger RNA of Gryllus bimaculatus (two-spotted cricket), 9534 nucleotides long. NCBI's taxonomy places the organism in Eukaryota, Metazoa, Arthropoda, Insecta, Orthoptera, Gryllidae. The record is from the annotation of a GenBank genome assembly.